AUGAAGAUAUGGAAGGAUUAUUUUAAUGUUAUUCAAUCUGAUUCAAAAUGUAUUUUGUUUUGGAAUAAUUAUCUCAAGACUAACAACCUCACUGUUGACAAUAACCACUUUCUGAAUGCUUACAUGUCCUCUUAUAAAAUUGGUCUUGUUGAAGGUGAUCGCAAAGGUUCAAAUAAGCUGAUCAACCACUGUAAGUAA
Messenger RNA from Ascoidea rubescens DSM 1968, 198 nucleotides. RefSeq lists its product as uncharacterized. The coding region runs from base 1 to 198 and encodes 65 amino acids. The record is from RefSeq and is a predicted model, not a curated record. Lineage: Eukaryota; Fungi; Ascomycota; Saccharomycetes; Ascoideales; Ascoideaceae. The transcript has a single exon.